AGGACUGACGUUGCGUUGUCACAGAAAGACGGUACAGGUUGCAAUCGAACAUUCGAUGAGGGCCUACAGCUUUACCAACCUGUACUUCAUCUGUGACGUUCUGGCACUGGGCUAGCCGCUGGGGUCCAACAGAAACGUCUGCCCCACUCCACUGGAACGUGCAAGACGGAGGUUAACACAAGCAUUGCUCAGACGAACGACCACGUAAGAGUGAUGAAGGAAAGUUCCAGUUGCCAUGAGGUCCUGUGAAAUACGUAUCCUGGUCUAGCCUGAGGGGUCAUCCUAAGGAAGGAAUCCUGGUGCGGAGCUCUGAAGAGGGAGCUAGGCGAACGAGGACAGGUGCAGAAUACACCCACCGGAGGGGGCAGCCGGUGCAAAGGGGGAGAGCAAGGGGGAGGGAUAAAGAUGAAGUCAGAGAAGUGGAUAGUGGCCACACUACGCGGGACUUGGGGGCCAUGAAGGCAGUUUCUUUACAAGUCGGAGGAUGGAAAGCAGGGGAGACCCAGGACAGCAGCCAGUUUCUUCUUCGCUUCAGAGAUGAGCAGCUUCAGGAGAGGGUCUUGUCCGUCCCCAGCUGUUUGUGAUCGCACAUCGUAUCCCUUGUCCCGACCACAUCCCUGGCUCAUGCCUUGGGCCCCAGACCACACCCGAGCCCCUUCCCUCCUCUCCCUGAAUCCUCGGAGGUGGCGCCCUCCCUCUGCCCUUCCGAAUGGCCCUGAUGAUCUCAUUAGUGUAGCGUCAGGGAACGAUCCUAAUCGGUUUAGCCGGAGGCAGGAUAAAUUUCCAGCCGCACCCUGCUGAGGGAGACCUGGUCACUCACACCCAUGGCCCCCUGAGACCUGCCCAGUGCGUGCCUGGUGUGCCCCCAGCCCACAGCGUGAGGAAGUCUAGAAGCCAGAGGUCUCCGCCAUCCUGGCCAUGAACCUGGAGCCACCCAAGGCCGAGAUCCGGUCGGCCACCAGGGUGAUUGGGGGGCCUGUCACUCCCAGGAAAGGGCCCCCCAAAUUUAAGCAGCGGCAAACCAGGCAGUUCAAGAGCAAACCCCCCAAGAAAGGCGUCCAAGGGUUUGGGGAUGACAUCCCUGGAAUGGAAGGCCUGGGAACAGAUAUUACGGUCAUCUGCCCAUGGGAGGCCUUCAACCACCUGGAGCUGCACGAACUGGCCCAGUACGGCAUCAUCUAGCGCGAGAGCCUGACCCGGAGUCCCAGGGCCCUACCCCCCGCUGCCCUCUCCGACCCCUGGUCAGGAUUCCUGUGAGGAAGCCCAUCCCCCCGAGGGUGUCCGGAUUGUCCAGUUUGUGUUUGGAGACCCUUGCAAGGUGACAACCUUGGGACCCUAGAUGCUAGUUACCAGAGGCCCCCCGUCUCCCUGCAGGACAUCUCGGGCCCGGUCAGGCCCUGCUUAACUUCCAGAGGCCCGCAGAUCUUCUUUUAGGGCUGGAAAGCCAGGGCAGGGCUCCCAGAAAUGUCCCUCACCCCGUGCUCCCGUCCUGCUAUCUGGUGGUGAGGACAAGCCCCCCUCGCCAGUCCUUCCCAGCUGGUGCCCUUGGGUUGGUGGCGGGGGAGGGGCGGGGGGCGGUGUCCCGGUGGCAUCAGCAAGAGCGUGGCACCCCUCCAAACCCAUCACGCCAGCAGGAAACCUGACCUCCCCGCCACGGCCCAUGCUUGCUGUCCGUGUUGCAAAAUAAAGUCAGCAUGCCUCCCCUC
Molecule: messenger RNA, 1706 nt
Organism: Prionailurus viverrinus (fishing cat)
Lineage: Eukaryota; Metazoa; Chordata; Mammalia; Carnivora; Felidae
Gene: PDE6G
Product: phosphodiesterase 6G
Exons: 5
Coding region: 919-1182 (87 amino acids)
Biological process (GO): positive regulation of epidermal growth factor receptor signaling pathway; visual perception; positive regulation of G protein-coupled receptor signaling pathway
Cellular component (GO): photoreceptor outer segment membrane
Molecular function (GO): cGMP binding; 3',5'-cyclic-nucleotide phosphodiesterase activity
Source: RefSeq, a predicted model, not a curated record